Messenger RNA from Exophiala spinifera, 3183 nucleotides. RefSeq lists its product as uncharacterized. Gene Ontology annotation, biological process: DNA-templated transcription; transmembrane transport. NCBI's taxonomy places the organism in Eukaryota, Fungi, Ascomycota, Eurotiomycetes, Chaetothyriales, Herpotrichiellaceae. The coding region runs from base 1 to 3183 and encodes 1060 amino acids. The record is from RefSeq and is a predicted model, not a curated record. Gene Ontology annotation, molecular function: DNA binding; transmembrane transporter activity; zinc ion binding. Gene Ontology annotation, cellular component: membrane. The transcript has 11 exons.
AUGGAUUCUGCCCAGUCGGAAAAGAAUUUACCUCCCACUAAGCACCUUGAGAUGCUUGAUGGCAAAUCAGCGGAUGAAUCAGAAGCACACGGCAUGCAGCACGCGUCCCCAGCGGAAGCAAUGCUGUUGAAGGUGGAAAAACGGGUGAUACUCAAACAAGAUCUCACCGUGGUGCUUUUACUUGCCGGAUGCUACUUCUUCGCAUACUUGGACAGAGGGGCGAUCGGCAACGCGAGAGUCAUGGGUUUUCAAAAAGACUUGGGUAUGACGAGCAAACAGUUCUAUGACUGCCUCUUGAUGUUCUAUGUGGGUUACAUGAUAUUCGAGCUUCCAGCUAGUCUAAGCCUACGGGUUUUCCGCCCGCCCUGGGUAUAUGGAGGUGCUGUUAUAUCUUUCGGUGUCUGCUCGGCGUGCAUGGCACUGGUCAGAACCUGGGCCCCAGUCAUGGUCAUCAGGCUACUCAUUGGAGUAACUGAAGCAUUUGUUCAAACUGGCUUUGUCUUCAUAUCGCUCUGGUAUCAAAAGAAUGAAAUCACGACAAGAUGUGCCUUGUACUACGGUGCCACUCCAAUAGCAGGCGCCUUUUCUGGUCUGAUCGCUUACGGGGUUGACAAGAACCUAGAUGGAACUCUGGGCAAGACCUCAUGGGAAUGGUUCUUCAUCAUUGAAGGUGUAUUGACCAUUUUCUGGGGCUUGCUUGUUUUCAUCCUUUUGCCCAGUUUACCAGAGACCGUGGCGAAGAGAGGAAGCUGGCUAUUUCGUACUGAGGCCGAACAUACGAUCUUGAUGAGACGGACCAUUCAAGCUAACAAUACCCCGGACGCCAAACCUCGAAUGUUUCAAGUGGUUUGGGCUAUGAAAGAUCCCAAAACUUGGCUCGGGGCCUUGAUAAUAGCAGCCCCUUGUCUGAAUGUAGCAGCAUUCGGGACGUUUCUCCCCACUUUCAUUCAAGAAUUUGGCUUUUCACGGUUACGGACUCAGUUGAUGUCAAUGAUACCAUACGCUUUCGCCGCUGUGACCCUGCCAACCAUGGCGAUCCUGGCCGACAAGCUGCAAAAAAGGGCCAUCCCGAUCCUGGCAUGCCUCGGCACUUCCCUGAUAGGCUUCAUCAUGAUCCUAACAAGUGUAAGGAGAUCUGUUCUCCUUGCCGGCUGUUGCUUUGUCGCGGCUGGUAGCUACCCCGCCCUGAUCAUCGCAGCAAGCUGGCAAUUAUCCUCGCACGCAGGUUACACGAAACGAUCCACCGCCUGGGCGACCAGCCAGGUCUUCAUCCAGUGUUACAGCAUCAUCAGUACCCAAAUAUAUACGGAGCCUCCUCGGUACUUCAAGGGCCAUGGGACAUUGCUGGGGCUCAAUGCGGUCGGAGUCGGGGCUGUCCUACUGAAUUACUGGCUUAUGUCGAGGGAGAAUGCACGAAGGGAUAAAAGGGCUGAGGAGUACGCAAGGAACAGUGAAGAGGUUCCUGACAGCGAAAAGGACUUUGAGGAGAUGUGUGACCGUCACCCGCAGUUCAGGAAGGCACAACUGACUCUUGAAAACGACGAACUGCGGAGUCAACUGAACCAAGACUCAAGACAAACCCUCCCAUCUUUUCCGACCGUGACGGAGGGUGACGCUCGCUGCCAACGUUCAUGGCGCGAUCUAGGCCCCCAGCUGGCUGUCACUGGAGACUUGACAUCCCCUGUAGUCACGUCUCCCGAUGUGCCUCUUUCUUUUGGCGCUCCUGAAAAAUUGGACGGAUUGGAGAUGGUGCAUUUGGAGUCCUGCUUCAAUCUAUUCUUUAAGCACUAUGCUUCGUUCCUUCCAGGGGUUUUUGCUUCAAACAGCCCCUUUUUGGGCUAUUAUGAACGAUCUCCUUUCUUGUUCUGGACCAUAAUCUGCACUGGAGCUCGUCACUUCCAGAACCCUGCGUUUUUCCAGAAGGUAGGAACCAAAACUCGAGAUCUCACUGCAGGUAGUAUUCUGCAAGUCCAGGAUCCCAUCCCGACAAUUCAAGCGAUCCUCAUUUUGUGUCUCUGGCCGUUGCCCCUUGACACUAUGUGGAAAGAUCCUUCUCACGCACUGGCAGGGGCUGCCAUGCAAUUGGCCGUGCAAAAUGGUCUGCACAAAGCCCAGAACGAGCAGGAUUUUAGGAGGGUUUUAAUAAGUAGCAGUGACGGAGGGCAACUAUUUCGUGUGCGUCUGUGGCUUCACUGCGUGAUGGUAUUUCAAAGCACAAGCACGUGUGACGGCCUCCCUUUUUCAACAUUGCCAGACUGUGGGGAGAUGUAUACCGAAAAAUUGCUACACUCGGUGGAAGAUCAGGCUCUCCUGGACCAGUAUAAGAUACAUCGGCUUCAAACAAAAGCUAUCGCGGCGUUUCUGCAAAACAAUGAUCUGCAGGAAAGCAGUAAAUGCAAAGGCAUCUCGGUGCUGAUCAACGUCUUCGACUCUCAGAUCCAAGAAGUAGGCGUUAUGGGCAACAAUAGUAUGACCACCCUGGCAUCGACAUGUGCUCGACUCUCCGUCUUGGCAUUUCAUUUGUUUUCACCGAUGAGCGACAGUAAACCCCAUGGUUUGGUGUGCUUGCUUGCAGUCUGUACGGACGUUCUCGACUUGGCGACAAAGCUGGAUGCUACACAAGUUUUCGCUUGGUACUCUACAAACUACUAUUUACGAAUGGUACUGCUCGCGGCCUUCUGUGUACUCCGAAUUUUGAGGAGCAGGUUACGGAAGGUGAUCAACACCAACGAGGCCGAGCAAUCAUUCUUCAAAGCCAUCAACUUUGUCAGGAAUCGAUCCACACUGUCCACUGACCUUGAUGCUAGGUAUGCGAUAAUCCUCAAGCAGCUUUACUCGAGCGAAACAGCCUUUCUGAGAGAAGAUGGAGAAGUGGACGGUUUACGCUUGGAUAUUCGUAGUCGAUUGUUCAUGAGUAUCGUGUUCGAUAGUUUUUGGUGGUGGCGAGCCGAGUUCGACGGUCGUGCCAAUCCCUACCUGGCGUCAUCGGUCAACAUCACAAAUCCGGGGUCAACAGGUUCAGAGGCACUGGAAACACACGCCGACGGCGAGGUGUAUUCUACGAUGCCAGUUGGAACUGAUCUUGUCGACACACUUCGUGUGCCCACCGAUUUCACGGAUUGGAAUUGGCCUGCUAGUCUGGACCUGGACGAUGGACAACUGCAGCUUGCAGGACCAUAUUGA